GUAUAAGUAUGAUUAGAUGUCAAUCACUGGUUGUUGUCAUUACAGAUCAAAUAAUAUUGCGACCAAUGACAGCUUUAGUUCAGUUGUUACAUAUUUGCUUUUAGACUUUUUCUAUGUCACUCUCAAUCUCCUAAAAACCUUCAACAAACAAAAAUGGCAACUCCUAGUAAACGACGACCACCACCUCCACCGCCGCCGCCUCCUCGUCUAUUGGUGCUGCCACCACUUCCACCGCCACCACCACCGCCGCCGCCCCAGCUACCAUUUGGACCGAAGCUUCCUUUCCCUCAUAUUAUCAUAAGAAGAAAAGCAAGAAGAAACUAUCAACUACGACCGAUGUUGACCUGGUACUUCCUCACCUUCAUGAUGCGCCAAAAACUCCAAACCCGAAACCAACAACCCGAAGAGACACGGGAAGAAUGGGUGAUUUGGAUCAAAGACAAGAUGGAGCAAGUAAUGAGAGACGCCGCCACAACUAGCUGGGACAAGAUCUGUAUCUACAGAGUUCCACUCUCCCUUAAAAAAAGCGACAAGAAUUCUUACUUCCCUCAAGCAGUCUCGCUUGGUCCGUACCACCAUGGGGACGAACAUCUCCGACCCAUGGACUAUCACAAAUGGCGUGCGGUCAAUAUGGUCAUGAAACGUACCAAGCAAGGCAUCGAAAUGUAUAUUGACGCCAUGAAAGAGCUCGAAGAGAGGGCUCGUGCUUGCUACGAAGGUCCUAUUGGUUUGAGCAGUAACAAGUUCACCCAAAUGCUAGUUCUUGAUGGCUGUUUUGUUCUCGAUCUCUUCAGAGGAGCCUAUGAAGGAUUCUCGAAACUUGGGUACGACCGAAACGAUCCCGUUUUCGCGAUGCGAGGAUCUAUGCAUUCGAUUCGACGUGACAUGCUAAUGCUGGAAAAUCAACUUCCUUUGUUUGUCUUAAACCGGUUAUUAGAGCUACAACUCGGUACACAAUACCAAACCGGUUUAGUGGCACAAUUAGCGGUUCGGUUCUUCAAUCCGUUGAUGCCAACUUAUAUGUCAUCAACCAAAAUCGAGAACUCCCAAGAAAACAACAAUAAAUUCUUUAACCCAAUUGCUGACAAGGAGAAGGAAGAGUUGCAUUGUCUGGAUGUUUUCCGUCGAAGUCUGCUCCAGCCUAGUCUAAAACCGGACCCGAGGUUAUCGCGGAGUAGAUGGUCCAGGAAACCGCUGGUGGCGGACAAGCGCCAACAACAACUACUACAUUGCGUGACAGAACUAAGAGAAGCCGGUAUAAAAUUCAAAAGAAGAAAAUCUGACCGGUUUUGGGAUAUUCAAUUCAAAAACGGUUGUCUAGAAAUACCAAAAUUACUUAUCCAUGAUGGUAAGUUCACACUUUUUAGUUUUUAUUUAUUUUUACGUUCCUUCGUAUGAGUUUCAUUCAAAUCAUAUUGUUUACACCUCACUUAUAUUGUUGCCUAAGAAUCAAAAUGUGAUACUCUACUGCAUAUAAAUGAUUUUGUACCAAACCAAAAAAAUUUGUGACAUGUAUAGGUUUUGUUCACUUUUUGUUCCCAUAAGUUGCUAAAGUACAUAGACUGACAUCAAUCGUUGCCUAUUUCAUCAAUUCAUAAUGAUUUUGCUAUUUAGGCAUAUACAUUUUUUCCCGCCUAGAGAACCCUCAUAAUUCCUUAAACUCACAAAAACACUAUAUGGUCUCUCUUCGUGUUUUUUGUAGGUACCAAGUCUCUUUUCUCAAAUCUUAUAGCUUACGAGCAGUGCCAUAUCGAUUCAACGAACGACAUAACAUCCUACAUUAUCUUCAUGGACAAUCUAAUAGAUUCUGCUGAAGAUAUUAGGUAUUUGCAUUACUAUGAUAUCAUCGAGCACUGGUUAGGAAAUGAUUCAGAAGUUGCUGAUGUCUUCAACCGGCUAUGUCAAGAAGUGGCUUUCGACCUCGAAAAUACUUACUUAUCUGAAUUGUCAAAUAAGGUGGACCGUUAUUAUAACCGAAAGUGGAAUGUUCUGAAGGCAACCUUGAAACACAAGUACUUUAGUAAUCCUUGGGCAUAUUUCUCUUUCUUUGCGGCAGUUAUUCUGCUACUUCUCACAUUAUUUCAGAGCUUUUUUACUAGUUAUCCUUAUUUUAAGCCACCUUCUUAAUUCUCAUUAACUUUGAAUGUUUGUUCUUUUUUUACCUUUUUUUUUCUUCUUUCUGUUGAGUCUUAAAGAAAAGAAAGAUUUUACUGUAUUAUUUUGAAGCUAUAUGUUAGACCUACGGAAGAGAUUAUUCAGUUCAUAUAUUGGUUUCAUUUACUUAUGUUUUUAUA
Molecule: messenger RNA, 2294 nt
Organism: Arabidopsis thaliana (thale cress)
Lineage: Eukaryota; Viridiplantae; Streptophyta; Magnoliopsida; Brassicales; Brassicaceae
Product: transmembrane protein, putative (DUF247)
Exons: 2
Coding region: 154-1398 (414 amino acids)
Source: RefSeq, marked reviewed